CCCCUCCGCCGGUCCCUCCCCCGGCGGCCUGGCGCCUCCCUCCCUCCCCGCCGCGGUGACUCACUGAGCGGGAGGCGGAGGCUGAGGCGGCCGCUCCCGCUGCUGCUGCCGUUGCUGCUGCUGCUGCUGCCGCCGCGGCUGCUCGGGCUGUGCGCGCCCCGGAACAGGCCGCCGCGCGCCGCUCUCGGACCCGCAGCCCCCGCCCGCCCGGCCGGGUCGGGCGGCCCAGGGCUGCACCUUCCUCCUUCUCCCCGGCCACAACCUGCCCGUCACAGUUGAGCACGUGUUUUCCUGAAGGUGAUUUCCAGAAGCAGGAGUCCCCAGAGCUGGCCAGGGGAUGAACCGCGAGGGGGCCCCCGGGAAGAGUCCGGAGGAGAUGUACAUUCAGCAGAAGGUCCGAGUGCUGCUUAUGCUGAGGAAGAUGGGCUCCAACCUGACGGCCAGCGAGGAGGAGUUCCUGCGCACCUACGCGGGGGUGGUCAGUAGCCAGCUCAGCCAGCUGCCCCAGCACUCCAUCGACCAGGGUGCAGAGGAUGUGGUGAUGGCGUUUUCCAGGUCGGAGACGGAGGACCGGAGGCAGUAGCUGCAAACCCCUUGGAAUACCCUGGAGGCUGGCAAAGACCAGGAGAUCUGUGUGGACCUCACUGGCUGAGUGGCAGAGGGUCACCUUCCCUACCCCGACCCCCCACCCCACCCUUUCCCGUCCUGCCCCACGGCCACUCAGCAUCCUCGAGGGAGACACCAGUGGUGCAGUUACGAUUGGCUUAAAGGGACAGACUCAUGAUUGGCUGCGGGAAGAAACCUUUUUAUUUUUAAAUCUCGACCAACGCAAACCUUUUUAUUUUUAUUUCUGACUCUUAUUUUUUUUUUUAAAAAAAAAUUGCGCCUCGGUGUAUGGCUUCUCAGGAAGCUCUCCGAGCUCUGGUGCUUUAUUUCGGUCACUUUUUAGGAAUGUGAAGAGGUCCGAUUGGCUGCUUAAACUGGAAAAGGAUUUUUGAUUGGCUGGCUAAUGGGAAACGGUUUUUUUUCUUUGAUUGGCUGCAGGUGUUCUGCUGAUGGCAACAGCCCCUCUCUUUUGAAUGUUGAAAACAGGGUUUGGGACGUUGGUUGUUAUAUUUGACUUGAAAAAGAAAGAAAGAAAGAAACCAA
Messenger RNA from Balaenoptera musculus (blue whale), 1149 nucleotides. It is a transcript of the gene CTNNBIP1, whose product is annotated as catenin beta interacting protein 1. Gene Ontology annotation, cellular component: beta-catenin destruction complex; nucleus; cytosol. Lineage: Eukaryota; Metazoa; Chordata; Mammalia; Artiodactyla; Balaenopteridae. The record is from RefSeq and is a predicted model, not a curated record. Gene Ontology annotation, biological process: negative regulation of Wnt signaling pathway. The transcript is spliced from 5 exons. Gene Ontology annotation, molecular function: beta-catenin binding. Bases 338 to 583 code for a protein of 81 amino acids.